Molecule: messenger RNA, 1164 nt
Organism: Plasmodium malariae
Lineage: Eukaryota; Apicomplexa; Aconoidasida; Haemosporida; Plasmodiidae
Product: transcription factor IIb, putative
Exons: 4
Coding region: 1-1164 (387 amino acids)
Biological process (GO): cilium assembly; regulation of cilium beat frequency involved in ciliary motility; positive regulation of cell motility
Cellular component (GO): ciliary basal body; motile cilium
Source: RefSeq, a predicted model, not a curated record
AUGUACAGAAAUAAAUACCAGGCGAAUAUUCUUUCUCUUUUGCUAAGCGCGGGCUCGAAGCCUUUGGAGUUGUGGAAAACAAAAACGAAGAAAGGAUGCGUCCGAAAAGUUUUAGAUGAUGCAAUAAAAUUAAGUGCAAUUGAAAUCAUAUCCGAAAAUACAUCUGACUCUUAUAUAUACACAGCACCUGGAAAAUUUAAAUCUUUGGCCAUAAGUCUACCCAUUAUAGUUCUCAUAGUUAAAAAUAUGAACAAAUACUUUUCCUUCAGAAUUAGUAUCAUGGAUGACAAAAGGUGUAGAAGAACAUUUAGAAUUUCUAAUUUCCAGACAGUCACAAGGCUUUCAAACAAGUGGUGCACCAUGCCCAUGGUCCUAAACGAAGGAUGGAAUAUAAUUCAAAUAAAUUUAAAGGAAUAUACAGAAAAAGCGUUCAAAACAAAAUAUGUUGAAACCAUUGAUAUGCAAAUAAAUGCUAGCAUAAGAAUAAGAUGUAUAUACUUUUGUGAUAAAAUUUACAAUAAUGAUGAAUUAAAAGACGAAUUCAAAAUAUUUUCCAAGAAAAAAGAAAAAAUUAAAUACAUUCCUCCGCAAUAUUUGAACAAGCCUUUGAAAAAAACAACUAUUAAAAAUAUUGCAAAGGAAAAGAUAGCAAAAAAGGAGGGAGAAAUAGAGGAAGAAAAUGUUAAUCACAGCAUUUUGAAAAAUACUCAAGGAGAUAACAAGCGGGAGGACCAACUAGGGGGCAACAGUGAAUCGCCAACUAAGUUUCCAACUGAGUCUCCAACAGAACUGACAAAUGAACAGGACAAAAAACAUAACAAAAUGGAGGACAUGACAGAAGGCAUAGAAAACUACAGCUAUCGGAAUGAGGAUACUGAGUGGGAGAAUAAGAACGACGAAAACGAUGAGUACUUAGUCAACAUCAUCCAUAACAUGGAGGGUGAAAACGAGCUGGAGAAGGACAAUCAGAAUGGAAAAAGAGACGAAAUACCCAAAAUGGACAAUAAUGGCCAAAGAAACGAAAAUGAAAAAGAGCUAGCUGCAAAUAUAUACAACGAAGCUGAUAUUAGUCACAUAACCGAAAUAAAAAACAUCGAGAUGGAUUUGAACAAUGUUCUCUAUGAGGAUAUAAAUUAUGAAACGUAUAAUAACGAUGACAAUUAA